ACAGGAAGGAGAUCUCUGAGCGUUGCAACAUGGCGUCAGGUAGUGGGGCUAAGAAUGAUUUUCGCCGCAAGUGGGACAAAGAUGAAUAUGAACAACUUGCCCGAAAGCGUCUCACGGAGGAAAGGGAGAAAAAAGAUGGCAAACCUAUGCCACCAGUCAAACGAGAGCUCCUCCGCCACAGAGACUACAAGGUUGAUUUGGAGUCUAAACUGGGGAAGACCAUUGUCAUCACCAAAACUACACCACAGGCUGAGAUGGGCGGGUACUACUGCAAUGUUUGUGAUUGUGUUGUGAAAGAUUCCAUCAACUUUUUGGAUCAUAUCAAUGGCAAGAAACACCAGAGGAACCUGGGAAUGUCCAUGCGAGUGGAACGCUCCUCAUUGGAUCAGGUUAAAAAACGCUUUGAGAUAAACAAGAAGAAGAUGGAGGAAAAACAGAAGGAGUAUGAUUUUGAGGAACGAAUGAAGGAGUUAAGAGAAGAGGAGGAAAAAGCAAAGGCCUACAAAAAAGAGAAGCUAAAAGAAAAGAAGAGAAAGGCAGAGGAAGACCUUAAUUUUGAAGAGGACGAUGAAAUGGCUGCUGUAAUGGGAUUCUCUGGGUUUGGAUCCUCCAAAAAGAGCCACUGAUUCCAACUCUUGUUUCAUACAUAUUCAUGCCCAAGCCUUUCCUCGCAGGUCUCUAUAGUCCUUUCAGAGUGGAGAACUGCUCAGCUGUCAUCACUGAGUGAAAGAACUCUUAAACUUUUCGACUGGAUAUCAUGGCUUUUAAUUGUCUGCCUUUACCUGUUGUCAGUUAUGUCAACUACUGCAAAUGCCACGAGAAAGGACUAAACCAACAACUAAUCAGCCUGUUUUCCACCACUCAGUUAUUUUAUUACAACUUUAAAUAAAAUUGUAGUGGGGGAGCAGUAUGAGUUGAAUGUUGUUGGUAGUUUGAUUCUUGUUGUAAAUAUGGUGUUUUUCUAUUUUUUUUUUAUUUUAUUUUUAUUUAAAAUUCCACUUGCCCAAUCUGUCUUAGAUUUUUGAGUUACAGAAUAGGAUAAAGCAAAAUGGUGUUUUUGAAAUCACAAGAAUGAAUAUUUUCAUUGACAGAACCGUGUCUCUUCAGGUCUGCAACAUUGCUAUAGGGUAGAGAUGAGCAUAGAAUGAAGGCGUUUUGUGUCAGGGCUGAUCCUUUUAUUUCUUUUAUGCAAUUCAAAUGUAUUCUUGCAAAAAAUGUAUCUCAUGUUUUCUUUUAAAUUAAAAUGCAUUAAUUUCAUCAUU
Messenger RNA from Pygocentrus nattereri (red-bellied piranha), 1262 nucleotides. It is a transcript of the gene zmat2, whose product is annotated as zinc finger, matrin-type 2. The transcript is spliced from 6 exons. Bases 30 to 626 code for a protein of 198 amino acids. Gene Ontology annotation, biological process: mRNA splicing, via spliceosome. Gene Ontology annotation, cellular component: spliceosomal complex; U4/U6 x U5 tri-snRNP complex. The record is from RefSeq and is a predicted model, not a curated record. Gene Ontology annotation, molecular function: zinc ion binding; nucleic acid binding. NCBI's taxonomy places the organism in Eukaryota, Metazoa, Chordata, Actinopteri, Characiformes, Serrasalmidae.